AUGGCGAGAAUGCCUGGCAGCGCAGACUGCUCUAGUGACACAGCGGGGACAGAGCGGGAGGAGCACAUGAGUUGCCCGGAGACUGAGAGGAGCGGAGAUGAGGAGGAUGAUGAGAUCCAGGAGGUACAGAUCACCGGGGAGGAGUACGGGGAGGAUGAACUGGAGUGGGAGGCAGAGUGCGCAGACCCCAGCAGCUGCUCCGCUAUGGAGACAGAAGCGGUCCUUAUGCGUAGUACGGACCAGUGCAGCGGGUUGGGACCGGGAGCGGACCCUGGACUGUUUCACAUCCCCGGACUGGACUCGGAUCCGGAGGGAGACCUGCAGCCGUCUGACCGCUCCAGACUGAGCGAGAACACCCGCCUGGCUACCAGGUAUGCGGUACGGAUCUUCCGGGAGUACCUGAGCGAGAAAUCCCAAAGUCCUGACUUUGAAACUCUGGACAAGGAGGCGCUGUGCGCGGUCCUGCAGUCCUUCUACGCGGAGGCACGCUCUAAGAGCGGCCAGCUCUAUAGCAAGUCUUCCCUCAUUAGCAUUCGGAGUUCUCUGAACCGCUACCUGAAUGAGCCACCGUACUGUCGCACCCUGGAUCUCACCAAAGACCCGGAGCUACGCAGCGCCAACCUGACCCUGGCCGCGGUCAUCAGAAAGCUGGAGGAGCAGGGUGCUGGUCCCGUGGUGCAGAAACAGGCAAUCACGCGGGCGGACCUGAGAAAACUCUACACCUCCAGUGUUUUUAACAUUGAUACGCCGUUCGGACUGCUCAACAAAGUGUGGUUUGAGACAUGCAUGUAUUUCUGUACGAGGGGGCGAGAGAAUCAGCGCGAGCUGGAGGAGGAUUCAUUCGGCCUGGCCAUAGACGAGAAUGGGAGAAAGUUUAUCUAUUUCAAAGCACUGGGGCCGUAUCACAAGUCUCGCUCCGCGUGUUGGAAUAAAAAGAGACCAGACCCGGAUGAAGAUACUUUGCCGCGCAUGUAUGAGACUGGAACUGAGUUUUGUCCAUAUGCCAGCUUUGUAAGGUAUGUCUCGAAACGGAACCCAUUGUGCAAAGCAUUCUUCCAACGACCACGAGACCACUGCUGCGCAAGCGACAUAACAUGGUAUGAGAACAAAGCCAUUGGUAAAAACCUGCUUGGCACGAGGAUGCAGAUGCUGUCGCGUGCAGCCAAACUGUCAAAGACCUACACCAACCACUGCAUCGGCGCCGUCUCCAUAGCAACGCUCAACAGCAUUGCCGGUAUAGGGUCAAAGUUGGUGUCGCUUCAGAUUGCCUCCGAAACAGUCAAUGGUGGCGUGCAGUCUCAUCUCCAGCUCGUGAUCCCGUACAUCCAACAGGUCACAGACACAGUGGAACUGAAGCCGCAGAGAACAACAAGGAAAGCUCGUGCUCUCUGCGGUUUUUCGGGACCUCCUUCUCCUAAGAAGCUCUGUGUGCGUCCCGGAGAACGCGCAAUGUCCCCUGUGGUCAUAGUGGACGGUACAGAGCCCGUGGACAUCCAACCCCAGGAGCCCCACCGUCAGCAAUCCGCUCCUUUACUGACUGACGUGGUAUCCGCGCAGGUGCUUUAUAUUCUUCUUUUUCUUCUUGUCUCCCAGGAUAGCCGUAAUAGCAGCAUGGCCAGUAGGCCGCUGGUCUCCCAGUCCCCUGCCUCUCCACUGGGCUCUGGGGGUAUCGGGGGCAUCCCCACCCCCGCCCAGCUCACAAAGACCAACGCCCCUGUACACAUAGAUGUAGGAGGACACAUGUACACCAGCAGCCUGGCUACACUCACCAAGUACCCCGAGUCACGGAUUGGUCGUCUAUUCAACGGGACAGAGCCCAUAGUGUUAGAUAGUCUGAAGCAGCACUACUUCAUAGACCGAGACGGCCACAUGUUCCGCUACAUCCUCAACUUCCUGCGGACGGCCAAACUGCUCCUCCCUGACGACUUCAAAGAGUACUCUCUACUCUGUGAGGAGGCCAGGUUCUUCCAGCUAUCCCCACUACAAGCAGAAUUAGAACGCUGGAGGAGUGAGCGCGAGGCCAGGAGUGUGUGGCGUGUGUGUGAGUGUGUGGUGGUGCGUGUAGCUCCAGAGCUGGGGGAGAGGAUCACUCUGAGUGGAGACAGGGCUUUGAUCGAGGACGUGUUUCCAGAGGUCGGGGACGUCAUGUGUAACUCCAUGAACGCAGGCUGGAAUCAUGACUCUACUCACGUCAUACGCUUUCCACUGAAUGGAUACUGUCACCUCAACUCUGUACAGGUAUUGGAGAGGUUGCAGCAGAGAGGGUUCGAGAUAGCAGGGGCAUGUGGUGGAGGAGUAGACUCCUCCCAUUUCAGCGAGUACGUCCUACGCAGGGAGGGGAGGAGCAACGGAGAGCGUGGCCCCACCCUCAUCUGCAUCAAACAGGAAGCACUGGACUAA
Salvelinus namaycush (lake trout) is the source of this 2400-nucleotide messenger RNA. RefSeq lists its product as uncharacterized. Gene Ontology annotation, molecular function: protein binding. Gene Ontology annotation, biological process: protein homooligomerization. The transcript has 6 exons. Bases 1 to 2400 code for a protein of 799 amino acids. The record is from RefSeq and is a predicted model, not a curated record. NCBI's taxonomy places the organism in Eukaryota, Metazoa, Chordata, Actinopteri, Salmoniformes, Salmonidae.